This is a messenger RNA of Botrytis byssoidea, 1128 nucleotides long. RefSeq lists its product as uncharacterized. Lineage: Eukaryota; Fungi; Ascomycota; Leotiomycetes; Helotiales; Sclerotiniaceae. The transcript is spliced from 2 exons. Gene Ontology annotation, cellular component: cytosol; cytoplasm. The record is from RefSeq and is a predicted model, not a curated record. Gene Ontology annotation, biological process: secondary metabolic process. Gene Ontology annotation, molecular function: hydrolase activity; carboxy-lyase activity. Bases 1 to 1128 code for a protein of 375 amino acids.
AUGUCCUCCUCAGUCCCGAUAGUAGAUAUUCACACUCAUAUCUAUCCGCCAUCUUAUAUUGAGCUUCUCAAAUCGCGUGAUGAAAUCCCUUAUAUAAGACAAUUUCCUCCGGCGAAAGAACAUCGAUUGGUUAUCUUGCCAGCAGAGGAUACACCAAGUACAAGUAGGGGAAGACCAAUUGGGUCCGAGUACUAUGACAUCUCCGAAAGAAUUGCCUUCAUGGACACCCACUCCAUCCGAACCUCCAUAAUCUCCCUCGCAAACCCCUGGCUCGACUGGCUUCCCUCCUUCACCGCCCUCCAAGCCGCCUUAUCAAUCAACACGGAAAUAAACUCUCUCUGCACCCUUCACCCAACGCGUCUCUAUUUCUUCGGCACGCUCCCCCUAUCCGCCCCUCCAUCCUCCAUCCUCGAAAGCAUCGCCCACCUCAAAACCCUUCCUUAUUGCCGAGGCAUCAUCCUCGGAACCAGCGGACUCGGCUCUGGACUCGACGAUCCCGCUCUCCUCCCCAUCUUCAAAGAAUUAGCCGCCAACAAUUUCCCCAUCUUUCUGCAUCCGCACUACGGUCUCCCAACCUCGGUAUUUGGUCCCAGAGGAAAUGAUUACGGUCAUAUUCUUCCUCUCGCACUUGGUUUCCCAAUGGAAACCACCAUCGCCGUUACCCGCAUGAUUCUCUCCUCGGUAUUUUCUUCCGUGCCGGAUCUACAGGUCAUUCUAGCGCACAGCGGUGGCACCCUUCCAUUUUUGGCAGGGAGAAUAGAAAGUUGCGUCUUGCAUGACGCGCAUCUCAAGGCCGAAGGAAAAUUAGCCGAGGGCAGAAAAACUAUCUGGGAAAUCUUGAAGAAGAAUAUCUGGUUAGACGCGGUAGUGUAUGGAGAUGUAGGAGUUCGAGGAGCAGUUGGGGUGAGUGGGGCGGAUAGAGUCAUGUUUGGAACCGAUGCGCCGUUUUUCCCACCGUUAGAUGAGGAGGAGGAAGGGCAAGGAGAAGAGGCCAAGCAAUGGCUAAGUGUUUCCAUGAAUAAAGAUGCUAUUAGUAGCGCGUGCGGCGCGGGAAGUGAGGAGGAAAAAGCUAUUCUGGGAGGUAAUGCGAUUCGACUUUUUGGGUUGGAUUUGGAUGCUUCCGGGUAG